AGAUGACAUCCGGGUAUUUUUAAAUCAUGGCCGCCAUCACUGUAGGUUUCCCAAAGUGAAGAUUAUAUUGAAGUUCAAGAUGAUAUGAAAUCAAGAUGAAAAUAGAUAGAACAAAACUCAAAAAAGGCAACUCAGAGUUGCCGGCAGAGUGCAGAAAUCUCAUAGAUAAAUUGAAAAUUUGUGGACGCGAUGGCUUGGUUACAGAGCUUCAGAAAGUGAAAACAUGGACCUAUGGCAAGUGUGAGUUGUUCCACUGGGCAGAUGUCCUGGAUGUGUUUGAUGAGGUGUUGGAGAAAGCCUGCAGGAAGGAGCAGGACAAGCAGUGGGUCCUGCCAUGUGACAUGGAGGGGAAUGAAAAGGAGAAGGACCUGUUACUGAGCGUGUUACAGUUCACAGCCUUACUGAUAGAGCAUAGCUUCUCCCGUCACCUGUACAACUCUAUGGAGCACCUGACCACCCUGCUGUCCUCCAGUGAUAUGACAGUGGUCCUUGGGGUCCUUAACCUGCUCUAUGUCUUCAGCAAGAGGUCCAACUUCAUAACCCGCCUGGCUGCAGAUAAAAAGCAAGCCUUGAUUGUCAGGCUGACACACCUGGCAGAGAGUUGGGGUGGCAAAGACAAUGGUUUUGGUUUAGCGGAGUGUUGUCGUGAUCUUCCAAUGAGUAGCUAUCCCAGCACUGCCACCACUUUACACUUUGAGUUCUAUGCUGAAGCUGCUGAAGAAAAAGCAGGAAGCAAGAAGAAUACUUCUACAGUGUUGAAUACUAUCCACAUAGAGGGUGUGGACCAGAUCCAGAAACUGCCUUCCCAGAUAAUGGAGGACCUGCUUGCCAAAUUCAAUGUGCCAGAGGAUAAAAAGGUCUUGCUGUUCACCCACAUCAGAUUAGCCCACUCAUUCUCAAGACAUGACAGAAGAUUGAAGUGUGUGCAAGCAAGGUUGCAGGCUAUUUCUAUAUUAGUGUAUUCUAAUGCCAUUCAAGACAAUGUCAACUCAUUGCUGUACACUGGUCUAAUAGAAGAACUAGUGGACAUUGUGGAGUUAAAGACUACUCAACUAGUGGAAAUAAAGGCAGCAGCACUGAGGACCUUGACAUCCAUCAUACAUUUAGAUAGGAAUCCAAAGUUGAAUGCAAUUAUUGAUGUAACUGGUGCUUCUUCCUACCAUGGCUUUUUACCUGCUUUAGUCAGGAACUGCAUACAACAUAUGAUAGAUCCACAGUUGGAUCCCUACCCACAGCCAUUUGCCACAGCACUCUUCUCCUUCCUGUACCACUUAGCCAGUUAUGAAAGUGGUGGGGAGGCCUUAGUGUCCUGUGGUAUGAUGGAGUCCUUACUCAAAGUAAUCAAUUGGUAUGGGGAUGGACAGGAACACAUCACAUUUGUGACCAGAGCUGUCCGAGUAGUGGACCUGAUUACCAACCUGGACAUGGCAGCUUUCCAGUCUCACCAGGGACUCACAGCAUUCAUCAACAGGCUGGAGCAUGAAGUUGAAAUCUGCCGUAGAGAACAACCUUUUGUCAUCCGACCCACCAGGAGUGAGUCCAUCUCCAGUAUUGAGUACCCCCACUCUCCCAUGUCCCCGGGGAGGUCAGCCACCACCACCCCCAUGGACACCGACCAUGUUACCAUGACAACCAGUGCGUCAUCAGUGGAGGGCACAGAGGACCACAGUGGAACUACUGCUGCUGCAGCUGCGGGCGUCAACCAGGGUGCUUCGACUUCAACUGGGACAGACAAUGAGACUGUUUCUUCACAAAAGACAUGUGAACUGCCGGAUUACAGUGCAGCCAAAACAGGUUUUCAGUGCUUCCCCCAGAGGGCUGCCCUCUUGAAGUCUAUGUUGAAUUUCUUGAAAAAAGCAAUUCCUGAUCCAGCAUUCUCGGAGAGCAUUAGACAUUUGAUGGAUGGCUCUCUGCCAAGAUCUCUGAAACAUAUUAUUAGCAAUGCAGAGUACUAUGGACCUUCUUUGUUCCUGUUAGCCACAGAUGUUGUGACAGUGUAUGUAUUCCAAGAACCCUCUCUCCUCUCCUCUCUACAAGAUAACGGACUCACAGAUGUCGUCUUACAUGCUUUGCUCAUUAAAGAUGUCCCCGCCACCAGAGAAGUUCUUGCCUCUCUGCCCAAUGUAUUCAGUGCUCUGUGCCUGAACACCCGAGGCCUGCAGUCAUUUGUGGAGUGCAAACCAUUUGACCGUCUCUUCAAGGUGCUGCUCUCACCUGACUACUUACCAGCCAUGAGGAGGCGGAGGAGCUCAGACCCACUGGGAGACACAGCCAGCAAUCUGGGCAAUGCCAUGGAUGAACUGAUGAGACAUCAACCCUCUCUCAGGACAGAGGCCACCAAGGCUAUUAUCAAGCUGUUGGAGGAAGUCUGUUCCAUGGGCCAAGAUGUCAAGUACAUUUGCCAGAAGCCGGCUCCAAAGGCAGAACUAGCAGCAGCAAUCAACCUGCGGCCUCCCACACCCAAUGAUGCAGGCUCCUCAGAGGACGAGGAUGAUGAAGACGAUGGCGCCAGCACCACCAGUCAGACCAAACCCACAGAGCCAUCUGGUGGAGAGGGCACAGCUCAGGAUGGAUCAGCCCCCUCUACCUCCCAGGAAAGAAUUGCAAUACCCUUAAUGGAUUAUGUUCUCAAUGUGAUGAAGUUUGUGGAGUCCAUCUUGAGCAAUAACACCACAGAUGACCACUGCAGGGAGUUUGUGAGCCAGAAAGGGCUGGGUCCACUGAUGGGCAUCCUGGGCCUCCCCAAUCUCCCCAUAGACUUCCCAGCCUCUCCAUCCUGCCAGGCAGUGGCCAGUGUAUGCAAGUCUGUGCUGACACUGUCUCAUGAGCCACAAGUACUAAAACAGGGCCUGCUGCAAUUGAACGAGGUCUUACAGUCCUUGGAACCUCUGCACAAACCCCUGCCGCCCCCUGGUGGCUCUGUGCUGCUGCGGGAACUGGUAAACUCCAACAAUGUCCUUGAGGCCAUUCACUCUGCCAGUGCCACCCCCUUGCUUCAUGCUGUCUCUUCAGCACAUGCCUAUAUCAUGAUGUUUGUGCAUGUGUGCAGAGUGGGGCAGAGUGACAUCCGUAGCAUCUCUGUGAGUCACUGGGGCUCUGAGCUGGGGCUUCAGGUCCUCAAGGGUCUUAGCCAGCUGUACACAUCUCUGGUGUGGGAGAGUACCGUCCUCCUCUCCCUGUGCAGCGAGGACAUCCUUCCACCCGGCUGUGAGUUUGGCAAAGUGGACAUGGAGAAACUUUUGCCCAAGGAUUUUAAGGUGGAAAAAGAGACCAAGGGUGGGGAGGAGGCUGGUAAACUGACCAGAAGCAGUGGAGAGACAGGCAGUAAUGGGGUCAGUGCUGCCAUGGAAACGUUGACCACAUCAGAAGCGGCAGACAGUCCCAUGGACAUAGACAUUGUGCCCAGCACUGCUGGGGGAGAGACAGAGGGGAAAAAGCAAAAAAUAUCAGCCAAAUUACAAACUCAGAUCAAACAAAUCAAACCCCUGUUAUCAGCCUCAUCGCGGCUGGGACGGGCGUUGGCAGAGUUGUUUGGUCUAUUAGUGAAACUGUGUGUGGGGUCUCCAAUAAGACACAGGAGGAGUCACCAGAUCCCACCCCCACCCACCACCCCCUCUCCGGCAGCAAGGGCGGUAGCCUCUGCGCUCAUGAAGCUGCUGGGUAACGGGUUGUCUUGGGAACCACCCCCAGCUGCCCCAGUGCCAAAGUUAAGGUUGACAUUCUUGAUUUGCUCAGUUGGUUUCACAGCCCCACUAUUAUUUGACAAUGACAAAUAUCCAUAUUAUCUGAUGCUGCAAAAGUUUUUAUCCUGUGGAGGACACGAUGCACUCUUCAAUGCCUUUGAGUGGGCGUUGUCGUGUGGUGGCUCAGUAAGUUUAGACGAAGGGUUGGAGACCCCAGAGCUGCCAGACGGUACAGGGGAGUUCCUGGAUGCCUGGCUCAUGCUGAUAGAGAAGAUGGUGAACACCAAGCACAUCCUGGAGUCUCCACACAAACUGCCAGCCAAGUCCACACAGCCCGGCUUUGUGCCCUUCAGUUCUGUGCAAUAUCUAGUACAUACUCAAAAGGCUGCUUUCCAAGCUGUGAUGCAUCUGUGGGGCAGGAAGCCACUGAAAGUGUAUGGCAGCCGUAUGUCAGAGUCCAUCCUGGCCAUCUUGUGCCACAUUAUCAAAGGGGAAGCUGUGAUCAAGGAAAAACUGGCCAAAGAAUUGGAGGAAAGUGGCUCAGAGCAAGCAUCUGCGUCUGGUUCUAGCACAGGUGUAGGUGGCACUGCUGCAGCUCCAGUUGUUCCGCCAGUCAGACAGGAGCCCGAGCUGAAUCCACAGCACCUGCAACAGUUGAUGGACAUGGGGUUCACCCGUGAACACUGUGCUGAUGCUCUCCUCCACACUACAGGACUGGAGCAGGCCACAGAAUACCUGCUGACCCACCCUGUCCCUGCACCAGCACUACAGGUGAGUGGUCUCCAGGACAGCCUGGGUCUAGAUGUAGACAUGGUGGAGACAGAGGAGGACCAGAUGAUGAGAGCUAUAGCCAUGUCUCUGGGAGAGAAUGUUAUCAUGUCUACUGAUGGGCAGGACCAGCAGAAGAAAGAGGAGGAAGAAAAGAAAAAGAAAGAGCAAGAAGAGGUUGAGCAGGAUAAACAGAGAAAGGAAGAUCCAUUAGAAAAAGAAGUUAUUGACCACUUCACUGACACUAUGAUUCCAGGUUGUCUGAAGCUGCUUGACACCCUACCAGAGACAGUGUACAGAGUGUGUGACCUGUUAGUGGUGGUGACACAGAGGAAUGGAGACAAGUGGAGAGCUAACAUGCUGGAGUGUAUAGCACACGAGAUCUCUGUCUGUGCCAGUAAGAUCCUGGAGGCCUGUCAACCCUUAACCACAUCUGACACCAGGACAGUGUCCGAGUGGGCCAGUGGACUGUCCAGCAUGCCAGAGGCUAGUAGACUGGCCACCAGGCUACACCUGCUCACUUUACUGGCUGAGGAAAUGAAAAUGCCGUGUGCGGAGGCCAUGGAGAGGUCAAACAUCCUGGAACUCCUGGUCCAGACCCUUGACGCAGCCCAGCAGUGCCUCAGUGCAGCCAAACUCACUACUACUCCUAAGUGGCUAGCUGCCCUGUUGUUGCUGAUAGACCUGUAUGAAAAGAUGUCCAUGGUGUCCAAGAGAAGGAUGGCCGCUGAGGCUGUACUGGGUGACAGUCACACCUGGAAGUGGUUUGAUGACAGGACGGGAAGGUGGUGUAACUGCAGUGUCAACAACAACAAGACCAUAGAUGACUCUUACAGGGCAGGGGAAGCCAGCGUCAGAUUUACAGCUGGCAGGAGAAGAUACAUUGUCCAUUUCAACACCAUGAUUCAGGUCAAUGAGGAGACUGGUAAUCGCAGGCCUAUAAUGUUGUCCUUACCAUCUAAAGAGGAGAAAGAAAAAGAUAAGAAGGAAGAGGAAGUAGGGGCAGCAUUGGGAGGAGUUGAAAAGACUGGAGUAGGGAAGGUAGAGGAAAAGAAAGAUGAAAAGAUGGAAACGGAGGAAACAAAGAAGACGUCAAAGUUUGUGAAGGGGUUGACACCAGAACAGAUCAAUACUAUUGUCAGGGCCUCAGUAGGCAUGAUAGCCAUCCCAGUGGAACCUGACACCCUGCAUGCUGUGAUGAGACUCUGUCUGCGCGUGACGCGUGAACACCAGCACUCACUCACUUUCACACAGCUGGGCGGUGCCCGUCUCCUCCUCAACCUGACGCAGGCCUCGGCAUUCCAAGGGUUCACCUCCCUGGCCACCCUGCUGCUGAGACAUGUACUGGAGGACCCGGCCAACCUCAGGCAUACCAUGGAAAAGGUUGUGAGAACUGCCGCUGCAGGUACUGGCUCCAGUAUGAAUGGAGUGGCACAAGGCAGUAUAGGAGCCAAAGAAAUGCACUAUGUCCUCAGAGCCCUGGGUCCAGCAGCUUGCCGACAGCCAGAACUCUUCAAGGAGGUGGCACAGAAUGUUCUCAGAAUUGCUCUUCCACCACCAUCCAAGAGAGAUGAGGAUGACUCUAGAAUCACAGGCCCCAAUGCUGCUCAGAUCCUGAAGACAGUGCCAGUGAAGCAAAGUAAACCUGUAGAUGUGGCACUGGCCAUGAAGCAGGUCACCAAGGAUCUGCUGGAUGCCCUGGCUGUCAAAUAUACCUGGUUACAAGAAGAGAAUGAGAAGGAAGAAGGAGGACGUUCCCCCCAGACCAUAGCUGAGGCUAUCCAGGAGGUGGUGACAGAGGUGACACGGGAGCUAUCAGGACGCGGAGGAAUGCUGAGACAGGACAGCUCUGUGGACCUCCAGCAGCAAGAUGAUGACACUACUCAGGCCCAAACAGAUCAAAAUGCGACAGAGGCUGGCCAGUCCACCAGCGGCCAGGACAAAGAGGCUGAGAAAGACCGAGAGAAGAAGGCUGCAGAAGAAGAGAAAAAGAAGCGCCCCCUAUUGUUGAAGUCUGCCAUCUUGCGCCUGUUGGCAGAGCUGGUUCGCUCAUACUCUGGCUGUGCUCAACUUAUUACUUCCCAUACAUAUCAGUCAGGACAGACUGAGUUAGUCAGCGAGGACUGCAAUGUCCUCGCGUUCCUGUUAGACAAUCUCCUGCCCAAUACUCAGACCACAGGUGACCGGGACUGCCCGGCCCUGGCCAGGGUCCUGUUGGCCAGCCUGGCCGCCUGCAACCACAGUCCAGAGGCACAAAACACUCUAGUCAGCGAGGUGAAGGCUGCCCUGCAGAGGGCGCUGGCCUUACCCGAGAGCUCGGUCAAACACGCCAGAGUCCAGGCCCUAACCGGGAUGAUCAGCACCAUGAUCGAGUCCUGUCCCACUCCGGGACACAUCCCAAACCAGGUGUUCAAGGGACAGCAGUCCCACGUGAACCAGAUGGUGAAGGUGCUGUUGAAGAAGGGGCUGGUGAUGGACCUAGCCAGGGUCCCCCACAGCCUGGACCUGUCCAGCCCCCACAUGGCCACCACGGUGAACACAGCCCUGAAGCCCCUGGAGACCCUGUCCAGGAUUGUGAACUCCCCUACUGUACAGACACAGAGGCAGGCCAAGCAGAAGGGGACAGGGGUGGCUGCUCUACAGAGUGCUGAGCAGGUGGCUAAUAAUAUACAGGAAGGUGAAGAGCUCAGUCAAAACACCUCAACAGUGGAGCCCUCAGAUGAAACACUAGAGGGAGCUGCUGAAGAAGACACCCAAGAGGAACCAGAUACACAAGAGGAACUAGAAAUCUCAGAUAUGCCACCUAUGGACGAGUCUGAAAUCCGAGAAGCUCAGGAUGAGGAAUUUCAGGACAUGUUUGACCAACUGAUUCAGCGUGAUCGUGGUGGCCAUGGAGAAAAUGAGGUGCUAGCAGAGAUGAUUAUAGAACCAGAUGAGCCCAGUCAACUGCUGACACAGACAGACGAUGGGGACGAAGUUCUCGUAGACGUGGAAGUUGACACAGAUGAUGUGGAUCCUCAUGAUUCUCAGAUGAUAACGCAGGAAAUAUCAGAUGAUGAAGUGGACAAUACUCAUGUUGAAGACGACCACCCAGAAUCAGAUGAUCACCAGUCUGAUGCUGAUGAUGACGAUGACGAUGAAGAUGACCAUGACGAGGACGAAGAUGAGGACAACGAAGAGGAGGAGGAGGAUAAUGACGAUGAUGAGGAUGAUGAUGAAGAGGAUAUUGAGGAUGAUGAGGGCUCUGACAUGGAAGCUUACAAUGAUGAUAUGCCUGAAUUGGAAAGUGACAUGCAUGAUGAUGAUCUUUUCUUGCAGCUAGAAGAGAUGUUCCCGCCUGGACAACACAUAAUACUUGGGGGAGACACUGUCGGCAGCAGAAUUCGCACCUAUCAACUUCCUGUCUCAGUACAUGACCAAGACAAUGGGAACGACAAUGUUAACAUGUUCCCGUCUGUUCCGCCUGCACCCAGCAAUGUAACCGCCAUGCAUCCUCUCCUGGUGCGUACAGCAGACAUCCACGGAGCGGCGGGCUCGGUGGCAGCCCGCGUGCACAGGACAGGCCGCCAGAGAGGGACGUACAGGUACAACCCUAGUACACAGACACUGCAUGUGCACUACCCAGGGAACUCCCUCAGGCAGCAGCCCAACCCCCCAGCAAUACUUCAGAGGUUGCUGGGUCCUUCCACUGCGGCCGAUGUCCUGCAGCUGACCAAUACACUGUCUCACAACACGGGUGGUGGACACGCGCGGAUUGUGGUACGGGAUGACGACUUCAGGGUCAUGUCCAGAGAUGAUGACUUCUUCUUUGAGGAGAUAUUUCAGGACCCUUAUAUGGAGACUGGGGCCGGUUCCAGUGUGUUGACCAGUAUCCCCUCAGCACUGACCAGAUGGACAGAGGAGUCCAGGGUGCUGGAUGGGGACAGCAUUAAUGAUUGUGUCACAGCAUUGAAGCCAGACAUAGUGUCCACCCUGGAGAAGUACCGUGAUGAGGAGCUGGCUGAGAGGAAGGAGAAGAGGAAGAAGGCGGCAGAGGAGGAGGCUGCCAAAAAAGAUAAGGACAAACAGGAGAAGACUGGAAAGAAAGAUGAUGGGAAUAAGACCAUAGAAUGGGGCUCCUCGCCCAGGUUUAGAGGUCCACUGACAGCUACAGGCAGUUCCAGCAGCAGCAGUGCCACAGUGACUACAGCUGCUUCCACUACGUCAACAGUUUCCAGUGAUACUACACUAACACCCUUAUCAACAGCAUCAAGUACAACAGUGACAACAGCAGCAGCAACAACUGCAGCAAGUGUAUCUUCUUCCACUGACAGCACUCGGUCCACAGGAGAAACCUCCACAGCAGAAAGAAUAGCCACUGCUAUAGUGGAGGAAGUUCUAGGCUCCACUCUACCCACAUCCUCUGCCUCGGUUCCCGCCAUGACCUCUAGUACAGUAAACCCUCUAGGAGUCAGGAUAGACAGCUCAGCAAGUUCUCCAUUACUAACAACAGCCCAGGAGUAUGCCAGCAUCAUGUCGGCCCCCCUGCCACAGAUGAUGCAAACCCCAGCUGUAGGGAUGAGGUUGCCCAUUGUUACACCAGGGGCUCCAGGACCACAGCAGAGGGUUGCCCCUGCCACUGACAACUACACCCCACGGGUGGCCCCCCUGAUGGAGUCCCCCAUGGACACUGUGAUGCCCCCAGCAGAAAGCCUAGUCACAGCAGAACAGGCUAGAGCCAACAGACUAAUCACAGAGCUUUUGAAUGAGGGAGAGUCUGGCAUCCAGAGACUAGAUCGACUGACAGGACAGGUAACUCAGGGUGGAGGUAGCAGUAGUAGCAACAACAGCAGCAGCCAACCUUCUAGCCAGCAGAUACAAGUUUCUCAGAGUAUAAGCUCUGCUCUCCAGGCUCUGGGCAGUCUUGGAGCCAGGGUGGCUUCUGGUGGACAGAUGACUACUUCUACCAGCAGUAACACAGCAUUGACGGUAGAGGGAGCUGUGAGCCAAGAGGGAACUGCCUCAACUGCAAGUUCUAGUGCCUCUUCUGCUACAAGUAGUGCCUCAGCAGCUCCUAUAGCCUCAGCAUUACUGGAUGAUGGGGCCAAUUCUCUGGGAAAUAAUGCUGACCAGUCUACAAACAAUGAGUCGGGUCUUCCCGAUGGCGUAGAUCCAUCUUUCCUGGCAGCCCUGCCAGAGAAUAUACGUCAGGAAGUGAUAGCAGAGCAGCUCCGCCUGCAGCGAAUACAGCAGCGUGCCCGAGAACAAUCUCAGCAGGCACAGGAGUCUGGAGUGAUGGAUGUCAGCCCCGAGUUCCUGGCUGCCCUGCCACCCAAUAUCCAGGAAGAGGUGCUAGCACAGCAGAGGGCAGAGCAGGCACGACUCUCAGCACAGGCAGCCAGAGAAAACCCAGAACAACCAGUAGAUCCCGCUGGCUUCAUCUCCUCUCUACCUACAUCCUUACGCCAGCAGGUCUUGGCGGAUAUGGAUGACAGCAUGGUGGCCGUGUUACCUGCAGAGCUGGCAGCUGAGGCCCAGGCGUUACGGCGGGAGCUGGAGGAUCGCCAUCGCCGCAUCAUGCAGGAGCGUCUCUUUUCUCAGGGUGCAGGAUCUUUGUCAGCCAUCUUGAGACAUUCUGGACUGGCAGGUCGUAUAGGUGGGAGGUACCCUAUCCAGUCCUCUCGCCCCAGGAACCAGUGGGCCUGGGUGGGUGGUGGACGGCAUGGACAGGCCCUCCCCACCAGCUCUGGGAAUGCCAUCAAGCUUAGGGGGCGCCACCUCCUGGACCACGAUGCUCUCACUUGUUUACUAGUAUUACUGUUUGUGGACGAGCCAAAACUGAACACAAGUAGACUUCACAGGGUGCUAAGGAAUAUGUGCUAUCACCAGCCCACGCGGACGUGGACGGUAAGGGCACUGUUGUCCAUAUUGCAAAGGACACACGACUGCAGGAUGGACACUGACGAGAGACAGAAUGCUGUGGCAGGUAAAUCUAGUGAGAAAUUGAAAAAGAAAUCCAGCCAACAAAGUGGCACGUCGCUCAAUGUUAGUGACUCUCCAGGCAUUGUCCGGAGUGACUCUAUGAGCAGGACUACACAGCCGUCUUGGCUUUCAAUCAGUAUGGACGCAGCCCUGGGCUGUCGUGCUAACGUCUUCCAAAUCCAGCGAUUGGGGAAGAAGCACAGUUCUGUUGGAAAUGCUAGUGUUCAUAUUCACCCUCAGGCAGCACCACUUGUGUGCCGACAUGUGCUUGACACUCUUAUCUCAUUGGCUAAAAGUUUCCCAGCACAUUUCUUACCUUCUAAAGCAAAAGAGGCAUCUUGCGCCAAAGACAGUAGCAAGAGUAAAGAGCAGCAAGAGAAAGAUGCCAACAGCAAGGAAGCACACACUAAAACUCCUGUUCAGAGUCUAAGCCAGAACAAACUAGAAAAAGAUACAAAACAGGACUUGGAUUUCUGGGAAAUCUUAGUGAAGCUCGACAACCUCAGUGGCAGCAAGAAAGGAAAAGGGGUCACCAAGUCUCACUUAGCAGGCAGCAUGGAAGGGGAGAGAGAGGAGACAUCUUUUGACUCAUCUCCCAUUGGUCAGUUGAUGACCAUGUUGGCUCACCCGGUGGUGAAGAGCCGGCAAGCAUUAAUGGACAGGCUGUUGAGGUUGUUAGGUCUGGUAGCAGUGGGUCUGCCUGAUAUCACAGCACCUGCUACCACAGCAAGCUCUACUACAGCAACUUCUACAACCACCACUACUACUACAACCACAGUGGCAUCUACAGCAGGAACUACAACAACAGUAGCAGCAACAACAACAACCACAACGGCAUCAGUGACAACAUCAGCAGUACCAGUAGUGGCCCCAGCAGUUGAAGUGCCUCCCAUUGUGAGAGAAGGAGCCACGGAGCAGUUAGAACAAUCCACAGCACUGGUGACAGAUCUUAAUGAAACCAUGGAUGUGUCCCAUGCUCCAGCUGAGCACAUGACAUCCACUCCAUUACCAGGUCCCCAGGUUCACAAAGAAAAAGCAGUCACAAAACCAGAGGAAAAGAAGGAGGAGCCAGUGGAGCAAAAGGCGGAGCAUCCUGUCUUAGAGGCACAGCUUCAUUUGGCAGUGCAGGUAUCAGGACAUGGAGAGUGAGGACUAUGCUUUUUUCCAGGGAAUGGUUUUCCUCAUGGAGCAUGACAUCAAAGAUUUGGGCUAUGAUCUCACAUUUAGCACAGAGAUCCAAGAAUUUGGUGUGACAGAAGUGCGAGACUUAAUCCCCAACGGACGUAAUAUCCUGGUGACGGAGGAAAACAAGCGGGAGUAUGUGCGUCUGGUGUGUCAGAUGAAAAUGACAGGAGCCAUUCGCAAGCAGAUUAGUGCUUUCCUGGAAGGAUUCUACGACAUCAUACCAAAGAAGUUAAUCUCCAUCUUUAAUGAGCAGGAGCUGGAGUUGUUGAUAUCCGGCCUACCCACCAUUGAUAUUGAUGACCUUAAAUCCAACUCGGAGUACCACAAAUAUCAGUCAAAUUCUCUGCAGAUCCAGUGGUUCUGGCGAGCCUUGCGUUCCUUUGACCAGGCAGACAGGGCACGCUUCCUGCAGUUUGUGACGGGGACGUCCAAGGUUCCUCUGCAGGGCUUUGCUCACCUGGAGGGGAUGAAUGGCACACAGAAGUUCCAGAUCCACAGGGAUGACCGGUCUACUGAUAGGCUGCCCACUGCACACACAUGCUUCAACCAGCUAGAUCUGCCAGCCUAUGAGACCUAUGACAAGCUGCGUAACAUGCUGUUGCUGGCCAUCAAUGAGUGCUCGGAGGGAUUUGGAUUAGCCUAACUCAUUAACCUGCCCAGCAGUAUGGAGUGAGCUUAACCUGGGUGGAACAUUUCUUGAGAUCAUUCUAUGUGAAUAAGUGGAAUAUUUAUGGAAGGAUUAUAUGUACAUUUCAAAUACAAUUGAAUGGUGAUUCGAAAGAAGGUUUGGAAUGUUAUGAUGACCUUUGUAAAAAAAUCCGCUUUUUAAAUCUAAUCGUAUUGAAAUAUUCAAAAAGGGGAUUGUGGCAAGUUUUAAGCUGUGAUUGGACUUAUUUUCUGCUCAAGGCAAAUGAUGAUUUACCUUUAGAGAAGUGAACUUUUGUGUUAAAAAUAUCUUAAGAAAAGUUCAGGAAUUCAAGUAGAGUGCAGAGGAGUGCUCUUAUCCAGCAAGUCACAUUGCUUAGUACAUGUCAGAUGAGAAUGUGAACUUCUAGCACGAAUGACUCUGUAUGGUUGUAAUCUGAAGUCCUGUUGUCAUUUUGAAGCUGAAGUAACUGGAUCCAUUUUGUAGGAUAUUGUCACUGACAGAUAGUGCCAAACUGAGACUUGGGAGUAAUGAAGAAAAAUAAUACCUGUAAUAGGAAAAACUCUGCAAAGGCUGAGAAUUGGCACAGUAAUUCUGUCUACUAAAUUGGAGGGGGAAAACCCCCGGAUUGGGGUGGAGAGAGAUCUAGCUGUCUUUAUUAUAAGUCUUGGGAGUUUGUGUAAUUUCUGAGGUGUUGACUAUCACUAUUAAUACUAUACAUCAAAAUGUAAUGAAAUACAUAACAUGUAAAUGAAUAAAUGCUGUUCCACAACCCCUUGGGUGAAAAACUUCAUAUCAAUAAUUAUGAUGGCUUACUUGGCGCUUCUUUAAGUAAAUCUUAAGAUCCUGUUUAUUUUCAGCACUGCAAUAUAUUGGUGACAUUACUUUAUUUUUGAUCCUCCUGUGGAGGGGUUUUGUUUGUUGUUUUCUGUGAAAGGGAUAUGUAUGUCCAACGUAUGAUUAGAUUUUUUUGCCAAAAAUGUGUUAUAGUAACUGGACAUGUCCCUAAAAUGUUACAUAUAUAAAUAUGCUGUUUGUUCUUGUAUUUUGUCAGUUGUUCAAGGGACAGAAUGUCAUAUAUGUGAAAAUGAUUGCAAGUGUAAUAUAAAAUGAAAGGUUGACACUUAGUCAAGAAGAUAUUUAGAUUCCACGUUAUUUGCUUUGGGUUAAAUGAAAAAAAAAUCUGAGAAUUCUGCUAAAAAUGUACUUUAUUAUAUGUGCAAAUAAAGCAACUAUGCUUGUUUGUUACAAGA
Molecule: messenger RNA, 13496 nt
Organism: Lingula anatina
Lineage: Eukaryota; Metazoa; Brachiopoda; Lingulata; Lingulida; Lingulidae
Product: E3 ubiquitin-protein ligase HUWE1
Biological process (GO): ubiquitin-dependent protein catabolic process; membrane fusion; protein polyubiquitination
Cellular component (GO): cytoplasm; Golgi membrane; nucleus
Molecular function (GO): ubiquitin protein ligase activity; protein binding; zinc ion binding
Source: RefSeq, a predicted model, not a curated record